UUUCCCACCAUUUGUACCGAAUAUAGAGACUCUCUCUCUCUCUCUCUAAAAUGCAAAAUCUAGAUGAUGUCUCAGGACAAGAUGACGGCGGAGACAUGCCUCCGAUCUCCGGUCUCAGAGACUUUUUCCGGCGGUUCGCCGCCGAGUCUAGGAAGCUGUGGUGGCUGGCGGUUCCGGCGAUCUCCACGUCCAUAUGCCAAUACUCUCUAGGCGCAGUCACUCAGGUCCUCGCCGGUCACGUCAGCACGCUGGCCCUCGCCGCCGUCUCCGUCGAGAACUCCGUCAUCGCCGGCUUCUCCUUGGGCGUCUUGCUUGGGAUGGGGAGUGCAUUGGAAACUCUGUGCGGGCAGGCGUACGGAGCAGGGCAAGUGGAGAUGAUGGGAAUCUAUCUGCAAAGGUCUUGGAUAAUCCUCUUCACCAGUGCCCUCCUCCUUUCCCUUUAUUACGUAUUUGCCACUCCCCUCCUGAGGCUCAUCGGUCAGACGCCGGCGAUUUCCUCCGCCGCCGGUAAGCUGUCGCUGUGGAUGAUCCCUCAGCUCUUCGCCUACGCCCUCAACUUCCCCACCGCCAAAUUCUUGCAGGCGCAGAGCAAGGUGAUGGUAAUGGCGGUGAUUUCGGCGGUGGCUCUGCCACUGCACGGCGUACUGAGCUGGUGGAUGAUGCUGAAGUUGCGAUGGGGGAUGGCUGGUGGGGCCGCCGUGCUGAACGUGUCGUGGUGGCUCGUACAGGUGGCUCAGAUCGUUUACAUAGCCACAGGGGCUUGUGGCCGCGCGUGGUCGGGUUUCUCCCGAAAGGCGUUCAAGAAUCUCCGAGGCUUUGCGAGGCUAUCGAUCGCAUCUGCUGUCAUGAUCUGUCUGGAAGUGUGGUAUUUCAUGGCGCUUAUACUCUUUGCCGGUUACCUGAAGAAUGCUCAAGUCUCUGUCGCCGCUCUUUCUAUAUGCAUGAACAUACUUGGAUGGAUGGUCAUGGUGGCCUUCGGAAUCAAUGCUGCUGUCAGUGUAAGAGUGUCGAAUGAGCUCGGGGCAGGACACCCGAAAAGGGCGAAAUUCUCACUGAUAGUGGCGACGAUAACAUCCACGGCCAUUGGAACUGCGAUCUCAAUGACUCUGAUUGCGUUACGGGAUUGGUACCCCGAGCUGUUCUCGAAUGAUGAAGAGGUCAGAACCGUCGUGAAACAGCUGACACCAUUGCUAGCUCUAUGCAUCAUCAUAAACAACAUUCAGCCCGUUCUUUCAGGUGUGGCUGUCGGGGCUGGAUGGCAAGGGGUCAUAGCCUACGUGAACAUUGGGUGUUACUAUAUCUUCGGCGUGCCCUUAGGACUCGUGCUCGGUUACAAGCUCAAAUUCGGGGUGAAGGGGAUUUGGUGCGGAAUGCUGACAGGAACGGUUGUUCAGAUCUGUGUUCUGAGCGGGAUAAUCUACAAGACAAGCUGGAACAAAGAGGCUUCAUUGGCUGAGGCUCGAAUAAGGAAAUGGGGAGGUGAAAAAGAUCGCGAGGAAAACGAAGCGGAAAUGCAAGAAAAAGUCCCUUGAAACUGCAUAUGAUUGUAGACAGAAUAAUCAUAGAAACUAGUACGAGUAUAAACAAUAAACAACGGCGUGAUUAUAAUAUUCAGAUGGUGAAAACAAUCAUGUGUAAAAGCAGACCGCUGAUGGUAUAAAUCUAGCCAUCUCAAUUGAAUCAA
Molecule: messenger RNA, 1684 nt
Organism: Tarenaya hassleriana
Lineage: Eukaryota; Viridiplantae; Streptophyta; Magnoliopsida; Brassicales; Cleomaceae
Product: protein DETOXIFICATION 32
Exons: 9
Coding region: 51-1532 (493 amino acids)
Biological process (GO): xenobiotic detoxification by transmembrane export across the plasma membrane
Cellular component (GO): vacuolar membrane
Molecular function (GO): antiporter activity; xenobiotic transmembrane transporter activity
Source: RefSeq, a predicted model, not a curated record